This is a messenger RNA of Amphiprion ocellaris (clown anemonefish), 735 nucleotides long. It is a transcript of the gene fabp4a, whose product is annotated as fatty acid binding protein 4a. Gene Ontology annotation, cellular component: cytosol; nucleus. Gene Ontology annotation, molecular function: fatty acid binding. The record is from RefSeq and is a predicted model, not a curated record. Gene Ontology annotation, biological process: fatty acid transport. The transcript has 4 exons. Bases 88 to 489 code for a protein of 133 amino acids. NCBI's taxonomy places the organism in Eukaryota, Metazoa, Chordata, Actinopteri, Pomacentridae.
CACAGUGGAAGAAGAUCCGAACCAGGAGGCACUGCUCGGUCUGUUAGUCAGGAUAUAAAGGAUAUCAUCACUUCUAAGGCUGCAAACAUGGUUGACAAGUUUGUUGGGACAUGGAAGAUGGUUUCCAGCGACAAUUUUGACGACUACAUGAAAGCAAUUGGUGUGGGUUUUGCCACCCGGCAGGUGGGGAACCGGACCAAGCCCAACUUAAUAGUGUCCGUGGACGACCAGGGGGCUGUUUGCUUGAAGUCUCAGAGCACCUUCAAAACUACAGAAAUCAAGUUCAAGCUCAACGAGCCGUUUGAUGAGACCACCGCAGACGACAGGAAGACACGGACCGUGGUGACUAUGGAGAACGGAAAACUUGUGCAGAAACAGAGCUGGGAUGGCAAAGAAACGAAUAUAGAGAGGGAGAUCGAAGAUGGGAAAUUGAUAGCGAAAUGCAUCAUGGGAGACGUGGUUGCUGUGAGGACGUACGUAAAGGAGUAACAGUGGCGGCUGUUUUUUAAAUUUUUUUCUCUGAGCCCACUCGUUGGACGCAUUGCUGGAUGACAGGCUCAGUUCAAUGAGCGUAAUACCAAACUAAAAGUAACGGCGUGUUUUCUUCUUCCUCUUUAUCCUCACCGUGUUGCCAAAAAGCAGACUUCUGUGCCUCUGUUCUCCAACAUGACACAUUUGGUUUCAUUUGGAAUUGUUGUGGUGAUUUGAAUAAAAACGAAUGAAAAACUUGUCAAA